Molecule: messenger RNA, 2466 nt
Organism: Dendrobium catenatum
Lineage: Eukaryota; Viridiplantae; Streptophyta; Magnoliopsida; Asparagales; Orchidaceae
Product: wall-associated receptor kinase 4-like
Exons: 4
Coding region: 1-2466 (821 amino acids)
Biological process (GO): cell surface receptor signaling pathway; protein phosphorylation
Cellular component (GO): plasma membrane
Molecular function (GO): polysaccharide binding; ATP binding; protein serine/threonine kinase activity
Source: RefSeq, a predicted model, not a curated record
AUGGCCAAACAAAUGUCUGAUGUCUGCCUUCCUGAUAAUCUUGAAAUCGUCCUGCUUCAGGACGAGACCUCGUCCGCCAUUAAACGUUCCAUACCAGUUACCACAGCCAGCAUUGCGGCGGCCAUUACCAUGCUUCCCUUCCUCCUCUUCGUCCUGCACUUCAUCCCAUCAUCUUUCUCCUCCUCCUCCCCCAUCACCCUCCCCGGCUGCCCCGACAGCUGUGGCAACGUCACUAUCCCCUACCCCUUCGGUACCAAACCCGGCUGCCACCUCCCCGGCUUCCUCAUCACCUGUAAAAACUCCUCCUUUCCUAAGCCCACCAUCUCCGCCGUCUCAGGCGACAUCGAACUCUCCUCCGUCUCUGUCUCCACCUCAAACGCCACCGUCUUCUACCCCAUCACCCGCAGCUGCUUACCCUCCGGCCAAGCCAAUUCUUCCAUCGACAUCUCCAACCUCCCCUUCUCCCUCUCCUCCACCCGCAACAAAUUCACGGCCGUCGGCUGCGACGCCGUGGCCUUAUAUGCCGCAAGCAAAUCCUCUAAGAGAGAUACCACCUUUGCCGGCGGGUGCCUUCCCUUCUGCAACAGCGCCGACAUGAUUUCAAAUGGGACUUGUAAUGGCAACGGAUGCUGCCAGACCGCUAUACCCACUGGGCUACAGAGGAUUUUUACCACUCUGAAGACCGAUGCAAGUAAUUCAGUUAAUUCGAGUGACUGUAGCUAUGCUUUCUUUGUGGAACAGGAGCAGUUCGUAUUCAAUCCUUCCUAUAUAACGAACUUUUCUGCAACUUCUGUGCCUUUGGCGCUGGACUGGGUUGUUCAGAAUGGCACCUGUGCUAAGGGGAACACCAAGUGUGGGAUCAAUGCUUAUUGCUCUGAUUCUACCAUCUUGUCGGGGUACAUCUGUUCCUGCAACAAUGGAUUCUCCGGGAAUCCUUAUCUCGCUAAUGGAUGCCAAGACAUCAAUGAAUGCCUGGAUCCAAACAACAAUCCCUGCUCUUUGAAUUGCCAGAACACACCCGGAAGCUUCGUCUGCUCAUGCCCCCGCGGCUACUACGGGGACGGAACCAAAUCCGGCACCGGCUGCUCCAAAGCCGUCAAACGUUUCCCUCUCGUCCAAGUAGUCAUUGGUAUCGGCCUUAGCUUCCUUUUCAUACUCCUCGCCGCCUCCUACCUCUACUGGGUUCAAAAGAAACGGAAACUACUUUCCCUCAAAGAAAAAUACUUCCAUAAAAACGGCGGCCUUCUUCUCCAACAACAACUCGCCGGACGUCACCACGCCGCCGACCAGACCGAAACCGCCCGCAUUUAUACCGCCGAAGAACUCCAACGCGCCACUGAUAACUACAGCGACGCCCGCAUUCUCGGCCGCGGAGGCAACGGCAUAGUCUACAAAGGCAUUUUCCCCGACAAUAACCGCGCCGUCGCCAUUAAAAAAUCCCGUAGCGUCGACGGCUCAAAAAUCGAACAGUUUAUCAACGAAGUCGUUCUGCUCUCGCAAGUAAUUCACAAACACGUCGUUAGAAUCCUCGGCUGUUGUCUCGAGACUGAAGUACCUCUUCUCGUCUACGAGUUCAUUUCCAACGGUACUCUCCAUCACCAUCUCCAUGACCAACCCGGCUCUCUGUCAUGGGAAGCGCGGCUGAGAAUCGCAGCCGAGACCGCCGGAGCUUUGGCUUACCUCCACUCGGCUAUCGAACGGCCGAUCUUCCACCGUGACGUUAAAGCUGCAAAUAUUCUCCUUGAUGAGAAUAACAUGGCCAAAGUGACGGAUUUCGGCGCGUCUAGAUUGGUACCGCUUGAUCGCGCGCAGGUGACGACUAUGGUGCAGGGGACUUUGGGUUAUCUUGAUCCAGAGUACUUUCAAUCAGGGCAGUUGACGGAGAAAAGCGAUGUGUAUAGCUUUGGAGUGGUGAUGGCGGAGAUGUUGACAGGGCAGAAGCCGAUAUCGUCGGUGAGGAUGGCGGAAGGUAAGAACUUGGGGGUUUAUUUUGUGGCAAGAGUGAAGGAAGGGAGAUUGAUGGAGAUUCUGGAAGGUAGGGUGAGGAAUGAAGGGAGCAUGGAGGAGUUGGCGGUGGUGGCGGAGGUGACGAGGAGGUGUUUAUCGAAGGACGGGGAGGAUAGGCCGACGAUGAGGGAAGUGGCGUCUGAGUUAGAGAGGGCGAGGCGUUGGAGUCAGAGGAAGAGCUUAUGGAGGGCGGCAUCGGUGGCGGCGUCGGUGGCGGCGUCUGAGGAUGACGGGGAGUUGGUGUGUGAUAAGUGUAAGGGAUCAGGGAGGCGUAGUAGUAUUCUUUCUGGUUCAACGGUGUAUGAGGCCGAUCAGUUUUGUGAGAGCCCGGAGACGAGGGAGAGUGAUAGCUUGUUAUUAGAGUCCAGGAACGCUAGCGCAGCUGGAUCUGGUUCUAAUGCAGAUAGCUUGGAUGGGAGGUUUAUGCAGACUUUCAUGGCGCUGGAUAUGCAGCGGUGA